Molecule: messenger RNA, 207 nt
Organism: Lottia gigantea (owl limpet)
Lineage: Eukaryota; Metazoa; Mollusca; Gastropoda; Lottiidae
Exons: 1
Coding region: 1-207 (68 amino acids)
Biological process (GO): protein ubiquitination
Molecular function (GO): ubiquitin-protein transferase activity
Source: RefSeq, a predicted model, not a curated record
AUGCUUCUAUAUAUUUCAGGUGAAGGAGAAAGACGAAGUGACUCGAAUAAAAUCUGUUUAUUUUGUCUAGAAGAAGAUAGAGCUGUGGUGUUUAAACCAUGCCGUCAUCUCUGUUGCUGUCAUAAUUGUCUACCUAACUUUAAAAACAAACCCUGUCCUAUUUGUAGAACUCCCAUCCAGGGAUCACAAGUGGUUUUCUUGAGUUAA